Messenger RNA from Laetiporus sulphureus 93-53, 1341 nucleotides. RefSeq lists its product as uncharacterized. Gene Ontology annotation, molecular function: DNA binding. The record is from RefSeq and is a predicted model, not a curated record. Lineage: Eukaryota; Fungi; Basidiomycota; Agaricomycetes; Polyporales; Laetiporaceae. The transcript is spliced from 9 exons. The annotation marks the transcript as partial.
CGCAAAAGCGGGCGUGUGACAGAGGGUAGUGUCCUUCGCCUAUGGAAGCAAUGGGCCAACCAGGCCCUUACCGAGGGCAUCAUAUCCGACGCAAUUAUCGACUCCAACCAUCUGAUCGCAUACUUGAAGUAUGCUGCGACAUGCAAACUUCUCACCAGUCAAGGCUGUGAGAGAGAAGGGAACCAGAGGCUCUCUGCGCUUGAUCCGCACAGUGCCGAAGAUUUCGACGUGAUGUCCAACACGAUCCUUGACUCACAGAUCCUCCCACACCACUUCGAAGAGGUCAAGAAGUCCAUUUUCAUGGGACUGAAUCAGCUGCCGUCCAUCAUCAAGGCACACUUCUCGUGGACGUGGCAAUGCACGAUGCUCAAUCGUGGCGACGAGCUCAUUAACCUGCUCAUAUGCUGCAUCCAGCCUCACCAGAUCUACAUAUCUGACUACACCACUGCCGAUGGAAGGCGAAGCGGGCUCGGACGGUUUGAACCCGACUACAACUUUGUUCUGCCUCAUCGCGACCCCCUGCACUGCUCGAUUGGUGCACUCGCCAUCCUGCUGCACUACAUCUUUGACCGAGAGAAGAUCCUCGAGCAGGUUGGUGGUUGGAACUGGUCUCGUGCUUCGACGUGGCAGAAGGUACAAUCUUACCUGUCAUUCCAGGUGCCACUUCUGUUUGGCCGGAAAGUGGGUGAACUGUGCAGUGCAGAUGCGAUGCAGAAGAUGUACAAGAUGUUCCUCCUGCCGACCAGCAUUAAGUCGGCCAAGAAGAUGCAUCUGGCACGCCGUACUCUGCCUGGCAUUAUGGAAGAUAUGGGUGUGAACAUGGACGAGAUCGAUGGGGUGGGCCACUGGACGGGCAACACACGUCGUGAAGCUGUGACCGCACUCGCCGGCUUCUAUGUAGGAGAACAGUAUGACGUGCCGUGGGUGACAGUAGACGUGCCACAAGACUUGCAGAGCCAAAUUUUCCCCUUCGUGGAAGAAGCCCUCAUAAGCAUGGAUGCCCACGAGAAGAUCAACCAUGGCACGGUGAACUUCCUGGAGCUUCUACAGCAGCUCCGGCCCUUCUUCUGGCGGGCCAUGGGAGCAAUCCACGAAGCAUUCCCUGAGUCAGUGCUCUUCAAGCGGAUGGAGGUUCUGCAGAGCGAGCAAGCCCGACAUUUCCUCACAAGCUGGCCCGCCGCAUGCCAAGUGAAGGAUGCUGGGGCACAAGAUGCGAUGGACACUGCCGUCACCUUCUCGGAGAGUGCAAUGCAGAGCGUGUUCAUGUCGAUCUCCAUCAGUUCACGGCAGAUCGAGUCUGCUCUUCGUGAGCAUUCGCAGCAGCUCGGCAUCAUUGCGUGA